Molecule: messenger RNA, 747 nt
Organism: Cylicostephanus goldi
Lineage: Eukaryota; Metazoa; Nematoda; Chromadorea; Rhabditida; Strongylidae
Source: the annotation of a GenBank genome assembly
AUGCUAAAAGCGCUUUCCGCUGGACUCAAAUCUCCGUUGCUAGUCACUGUGCCACAUCCUCGAUAUCCUCAAGCAGAACUGGUCUCUGCUCUUGGUGCCUUGAUACCUCUCUAUACUCCGCUCAAUGUUCGUGAAGAAGAGCCGAAGAAGAAGUUUGACCAGUUUGGCUUGCUUCCUCUGAGUUCGGACCGCUUGGUGAACCUCGUAGAAGCCUUUGAAGCAGCAUUUACCGUAAGUCGUGACAUAGCGGAGACUGGACCUGAGCGAAUGUCACCACCCAAUGUAGCAGACUACGUUAGGACAGCGUUUAUUGGAGGAAAUGUCGACGUCGAAAUUACUGAUGACCAAAGAAUCAUCGAGAAAGAAUAUCCGCUUAUGGCUGCCGUGAAUCGCUGUGCCAAUACCGUGAAAAAUCACGAAGCUCGUCUUAUUCGUCUGGAAUACGUCGGAAAAGGGACCAUAGAAAACACUUAUAUGAUGGUUGGCAAGGGAGUAACGAUUGAUACUGGUGGCGCCGAUUUGAAAACAGGUGGACAUAUGUGGGGAAUGUGUCGUGACAAGUAUGGUAGUGCUAUAGUCGCUGGUUUCUUCAAAGUUCUGGAUAUUUUGAAACCAAGGAACCUGAAGGCCGUUGGUUACAUGUGUAUGGUUCGCAACAGCAUAGGUGCAAAUUCUUACACUUGCGAUGAAGUGAUCAAGGCUCGAAGUGGUAAACGAAUACAUAUCUACAACACUGACGCUGAAGGA